Bipolaris oryzae ATCC 44560 is the source of this 7527-nucleotide messenger RNA. RefSeq lists its product as uncharacterized. NCBI's taxonomy places the organism in Eukaryota, Fungi, Ascomycota, Dothideomycetes, Pleosporales, Pleosporaceae. Gene Ontology annotation, cellular component: nucleus. The record is from RefSeq and is a predicted model, not a curated record. Gene Ontology annotation, molecular function: protein serine/threonine kinase activity; protein binding. The transcript is spliced from 8 exons. Gene Ontology annotation, biological process: protein phosphorylation; telomere maintenance; DNA damage checkpoint signaling. Bases 1 to 7527 code for a protein of 2508 amino acids.
AUGGCCCGCAAAGGCGGGGGCUCGACUCAACGUAUGGCUCCGCCGCCUAUAACAAGUGGGCAUUCAAAUGGCAUCCCUCCGCCGUCGACUAUUGCUGCGCAGAUUGUUCACAAUGCCUCAAAUGUCAACGCGCAACGCGAUGAAGCUACCAAAGUCACGUUUGGUGAGUUGGUCAAAGAGUUCUUACAGCACCCAAACACGGAUGAGCCUGACCCUCAGCUGGUUGCACUCAUAUGUGUGAUUGCCGAAGCAGGGCUUGAGGGCCUUUUCAAAGAUGACCCAUUUGCUCAAGAUCAACAAAGACAGCAGGGGAUUGACAGCAUUGCGGCACUCAUGUUUAUCUUGCAGCAGAAACCGCAUCUGCUUGUGAGCAUCAAACAGGGUGACGACGAGAGCAUUGCUGGUCCUCCGCUCAUCCUCUGGCUGUACCCUAAGCUGCUUGGUUUGUUGACACAUACGACACUGCAACCUGUACACAAGCAUGUCCAGCAGCUUUUGCAUCUUUGUCUCAAUGCAUUGACUCAGACUUCUACAUUAUGGCGUCCAGCGGCAACGGUGCUGCAGCUCUACAGAUCUUGCGUACAAUGUAUCCUUUCGGAAGUUGGGGCCUUGGACAACCCGGACUCACCCCCAGCGUCGUCUUUCAGUCUAGUUCUACCACCAUCAAGCGCUGUCAACAGCUUCUGGCCAGAAAGCCAGCAGUUCGUUGCAUUACCUCAUGAUCUGCAGCGGGCUAUCUCGUCUCAUCACGGAGCUAUUCACAUAGGCUUUUGCCUCUUACUUGCCCUGGUAGAUACUAUACACUCGCAAAGCAAGCCACUUUCAACCUCGGUUACCCUGGAGCAUCACUUGCCUUGGAUCGUGGACAGCGUGCAGGUUUUGUGGCGGCAUUACAGACGUUGGACGGUAUCUUCGGAGAGGCGCGCAAUCUAUGAUGAGAUUCUGCUCGUAUACAUGCAGUUGCUGGAGUCAUUAUUCAUCUCUUCGGUUACGCCUAGAGAUCGGGCGCCAGCUUCGUCGAAGAUCGCUCAAGCGCUCACCAGCAGUCUUGUAGAACUCCUCCAUAGCCCGUCUGCUACGCAGACAUCAGAAGUUAUUCAGAUCCGAAUAGCAUCCAUAUUCACUCGCCUGCGCAGCAUUCUUGGCUAUCAAUCAAUUGACAACUCGACCCCGCGACGACGACAAGAUGUAGCCCGACAUGUUGUCCAGAACGAAAUUGAGCAUGCUGUGAACAGGCUGUUUCAAGAUGAAGAAUGUUUCGUAAAACUCCAUAGAGACUUGCAGCUGGCAUUUUGUCUUUGGGCCUCACCAGGUAUACAGUCUAUGCAAGUUGCAGAGCUACGAAAAGAGCUUUGUGAGAAUGAAUUUGGCAGUUUCUCUGAUGUUCAACUUUCCGAGGAAUCAAUGUCCGCUGUCAAGGCAUUCCGAGCCUUAAACCUGGGUGACGGAGAUAGACCAGCCAAGCGGCGGAAAAGGUUGCCAGAAUCUUCAGAAGAUAUCAACCAGGAUACUCUUGAGCGAAUCAGGGUAAUUUUGAAUGGUAGCAUAGAGGAAUCCCCGACGAUCUGCUUGUCUAAUCCGCAGGAAGUUAUUGAGGCGAGAUACUUUUCCCUGCCGGAUGACGAGCAGGAGAAUGAGAGUGCACAGAAAGAAAUUAUCACAGCAUUAACAAGAGUUGCUUGCGCUGGUUCGCGAUCUCUGGAAUUGCCACGGCUCACGUCGCAUUCAUUGGAUUCCCUUAAUUGUACCUUGUGUGAUAUCAAUAACCAGCAAGAACGAAGUGAAAACUCUUAUUGGAACCUCCAGGAUCGCUCCGAGAACUGGAAAGAUGCCAUUGAGACCAUGCUUGCAAUCGUCAGGGAAGAAAAAUUUCAAGCAUCGUCACGAUCAAAAAUCCUCAUGGCUGUGGCUAUUGGCCGUUUAUACAACCAUAUCUCAGAUGCUGAAUAUUUAGCUCUUGAGUAUUGCGGGCUAGGACAAUGGUUACUUGCAAGUAUGAGCAGAUCCCUGCGAGAGCUGAAAAUUGCAGCUGCGAACUCCCUUAUGGUUUUUCUUCGCAACGACAUUUCGAGAAGUACCCGCGAAAAGAACCGGAGGUAUACUAUAGAGUUUCUCGAUGCACUCGCAAAGAGAGAUUUUCUGUCCGACCAGGAGACGCUAAUCAUGGCUUAUGGUCGAAUUGCUCAAACAUGCGGCGAACUGGAGCUUCCAAUCAUACUGCAUCAUCUCGUCGAGUACCUUGGUCACCCGAACGCACUAGUGUGUGGUAUGGCUUACCGUGAGCUCGAGUCAAUUGCCAAAGGACUUUCCAUGGAUACAACGCAGUUGUUGCGCCCAUACUGGAAAGUUAUCGGAUUUUCCGUUAUCAAGGAUAUUGUCAACAAACCCCAGAAGGCACAGCAAUUGGCAGAUCUAACUGAACAAAGCGUUCGCCAACUUCUUGUGCAAACUCAAUCGGACACACUACCUCAUCUUGUGUUGAGUAAAAGGAGAGAUAUCAUUGAGAAGAUUGCUCAAGCACGAAAGGCCGCCGUUAUCGACGUAUUGACGUAUCCAAGAGUCAAUCUUGCUAAGAUCUUAGCUUUGCUUCUAUCACAACCUGUGCCUGAUGUUGAACGCACUGCAAUGGAAACACUGGCUGCUGUUGAACCCGCUAUUCGUGACGGCAGCAAUAACAGACUGGAGUCCUGGGUUGCGCUGGACAUAACGGGCAUUGCUAUUGAAAUACUCUUGUUAGCAGCUGAUCAAGAAGGAGUCAGAAAGAAGCCGUUUUACAACGGGUUUACCACACUCGCAACGCUUGCACCGGAUACCAAAUCAGGCCCGCGAAAGUCUACGUCGAAAUCAAAGAACCUUGAUGCCUUCUGCGAAACACAUAUUCUCGGCAUCAUAGCAUAUUUCUCCAAUGUGAUCGAAACACCAAACUCUCCUGGAAAGACUGUGCCGUAUACCAUGCCGGAGCGGAGGAGGUGUAUAGCUGCCAUUGGCGAUCUCAUCAAUCUCGCUCUCUACAGUGUGAACGGGGCUUUACCUCAGAUCCGCGCUUGCCUCCAGUCAGCUAUGGCAGAUCCCCAUCUUUGCGAUGAUACGUUCAGUGUCUGGUCAGAUUUCCUAUCAGCUCUCGAUGCAGACGAGACAAUGCUAAUCAUCGAUCAAACUUUUGCGCUGAUCGUCCAGCAUUGGAAUAUUUUCUCGGAAGAGACACAUGCCAAGGCUCACAAAACCAUCGAAAACAUUAUUGCACAGCACAACUCACAACUCCGAGCAAGAGUUGAGUAUCUCCCUUCCCUGGGAAGCAUUCCGAUGUUGUCCAAAAUAGAAGGAGAGCUAGUCAGAUUUAAGGACAUGGUAGAGACAAUCAAGGUCUUUCAUGCCUUCAGCAAUCGGUGCAAAGAUCAGAAUUCUGUCGUAGUGCGUCAAGCACUUAGAGAGCUUGUGCCCUUCUUGGAAGAAAACCAGGAAGAGCUGCAUCAGUCGGUAGUCGGCCAAAAGCCACUUCCUGUGUUGGCAGCCUUGACUAGAUCUCUCCUUGAUGCUAGCGUUCGAUUUUCCGAAGACCAUUCUGAUAUCACCAUACUAUGUGCACAGUGUCUCGGAAUCAUCGGUGGUCUUGAUCCAUAUCGAGUAGAGACGGUUCGAGAGAAAAAGCGCGUAUUGAUGCUGUCGAAUUUCUCACGUAGAGACGAAGACAUUGACUUCGUAGCAUUGCUUCUUGAGCAGGUCCUCGUCAAGGUUUUCUUGUCUACAACGAACGCAAAAGCACAAGGAUGGAUUGCCUAUGUUAUGCAGGAGAUGCUAAAGCACUGUGGUUUCAGUGCUCUUCGCGGAGCAAAGCCUCGGUCAUCUCAAGGCAGCACGGAGGCACAACGCUGGAAUAAUAUUCCAGAAGCUGUGAGAACCGUAUUGACACCUUUCCUGGAUUCAAAAUACUCUGUCAAUAUGAAUCCCGCUUUGCAAUACGAGGGCGCAAAAUACCCCAUCUUUCAUCAAGGACUUAGUCAUACAACCUGGCUUCAGACUUUUGUUUAUGACUUGCUGCGAAAAGGGCAAGGCGUCAAUGUCGAGAUGGUCUUCCCAGUUUUAGCCCGAAUAAUCAGGGGUUACGACCUCUCAAUCGCAACGUUCAUUCUUCCAUUCGCGGCUCUGAACGUUGUCGUGUCUGAUAACGAAGAGAACAUGGCCAACGUUGGGCGAGAACUUCUUCAGGUAUUGCAAGCCGAUCUGUCCAAAAUGGAGCAGCAUGAGGCAUCUACUACAAAGCAAUGUAGCGAGAACGUAUUCCAGACGCUUGACUACUUUUCAUUGUGGUUACAGGAAAAGCGGAAAUCCUUGUCAGAUGCCAGAGUCAUGGCUGGCAAGACAGGUCGCGGUGUUCACGAGAACGAAGAGAUGAACGCAAUAAAGCAGGUCAGUCGUGUAGAAGGCAUACUUCAACUCAUUCCUGCAGAGAUCAUAUCUCAGAGAGCUGUUGAAUGCGGUUCGUAUGCUCGAGCUUUGUUCCACUGGGAGCAGUACUAUCGCCAACAACGGGACGUAAAGGCGGAAUCAAACCAGCCCUUUUUAGAGAAGGACGAACUUUUGCAACACCUGCAGAUGAUCUAUGCCCAUAUUGAUGAACCGGACAGCAUAGAGGGAAUAUCGGCUCACCUCAAGGUACUCAAUCCGGAACAGCAGAUAAUUGAAGAUCGUAAAGCUGGUCGAUGGACUGCGGCUCAGAGCUGGUAUGAGAUUGCACUUGCUGAGAGACCGAACGACGCCGAAACCCAAAUCAAUCUUUUGACGUGUCUGAAGGAAUCUGGCCAAUACGAUGCGAUUCUCAAUUAUGUUGAUAGCUUCUACGCCAACAACUCAUUUUCAGCCAAGACGUUGCCUUUUGCCGCUGAGGCAGCUUGGUCAGCUGGGAAAUGGGAACAACUCGAGCGCCUCCUUAGCAAUUCCCAUUCCACGGAUUCCAAUUCUUUCAUGGACUUCAACGUAGGUAUAGGUCAAGCACUCUUAGCACUUCGUCAUGACAAGGUUGCCGAAUUUCAACGUCUCAUUGCACAGCUCCGAGAACUUGUAGCAAAGAGCUUAACAGUAUCAACAACGGCUUCUGUCCAAGCAUCACAUGAGCAUUUGGUCAAGCUUCAUGCGCUGUACGAAUUAGAGGCUGUAAGUGGUACGGGUACGGUAACAGUAGACCGUGAAGUGAUUCUAGAGAAUCUUGAUCGACGCCUGGACAUUAUCGGAGCUUACACCUCAGACAAGCAAUACCUAUUAGGUAUUCGUCGUGCAGCGAUGAAACUGUCUCGGAUUCAGUUCAACAAACUCGACAUUGCAUCUGCGUGGCUCACGACGGGAAGACUUGCUCGCAAGGGCGACUUCAUGACGACUGCAUUCAACUCCGUACUCCAUGCCGAACGACUAGGAGACAAUGCAUCAAAAAUUGAGUACUCCAAGCUGUUAUGGAAAGAAGGCCAUCACCGCAAAGCUAUUCAAAACCUGCGUGGUGCAAUCGAUAGUAAUGUGUUUCAGCAUGACGAGACUGUGCCUAUUAACGUUUCGGUGACCACUUCUGGCCGAGGAGAAGAGCACCCAAUGAACAAGGUCAAGUGCCACGCUCAACUGUUGCUCGCGAAAUGGCUUGAUCGUGCUGGUCAGACACAAGCGGUUUCUCUCAAAGAAGAGUACGUGACUGGUGUCACAACCUAUCCCCGGUGGGACAAAGGUCACUACUAUCUAGGGAGAUGGUACCUUAAGCUAUUGGAGUCCGAGAAACAGCAGUCAGUAGCGAAGCAAAGCCCAGAAUAUCUAUCUGGAAGCUUGACUAAGCUCGUCAUUGAGAAUUUUGUUCGAUCAACGGUCUACGGAACAAAGUACUACUAUCAAACUCUGCCCAAGAUACUCACGCUGUGGCUGGACAUGGGCAUGGAAGUCAUGAAUAACGUCCCACGCGCCGCAAAGGAUAAAGAAUUUCAUGAACAUCGGCUGGGCUAUCUCGACCAUAUCAACAAGUAUCUGAAGCGCUAUGCAGGAGAGCGAAUGCCCGCUUUCGCAUGGUACACCGCCUUCCCGCAGAUCAUCACACGCAUCAGCCAUCCCAAUAAGACUGUCUGGGAUGCUCUCCAGAUGAUCAUCAUUCGAGUUGCUUCAUCAUACCCUCAGCAAUCGCUAUGGGCUUUAUUGGCUGUCCUCCAUUCAACCCAGGACGACCGCCGAAUCCGUGGCUCUGGAGUGCUGCAAAAACUACGCGAUACAUCAAAGCGCAAGGGAACGUCUGUUGAUCUUAAGAAUCUCAUCAUUCAGGGCCAGCGACUUACUGAUGCGUUGCUGGCGGCUUGCGAUGCCCCAAUUGAAUCGCGAGUUGCACGUGUGAGCCUAGCAAGGGAUCUUGGAUUCAGCCACAAGCUUGCUCCUACUCAACUAGUGGUUCCAAUUGAGACCAACCUUCUCCCAAAUUUACCAGUAGGUAAUGAUAGCCAAGCCAUUCGUCGUCACAACCCAUUCCCUGUAGACCCCAUCACGAUCCAGUCGUUCGAUGACGACGUGCUGGUCUUGUCAUCACUUCAGCGCCCACGAAAGCUGAACGUCCGUGGAUCCGAUGGACGCUCUUACGGACUGCUCUGCAAACCAAAAGACGAUUUACGCAAAGAUCAGCGUCUAAUGGAGUUCAAUGCUAUGAUCAACCGGGCUCUACAAAAGGACAUUGAAUCCAGCAAGCGUCGCCUGUACAUCAAGACAUACGCAGUCACUCCACUCAAUGAAGAGUGCGGAACAAUCGAAUGGGUUGAGGGCCUCAAGCCAAUGCGCGACAUCAUUAUGCGUUUCUAUCGCCAGCGCAACAUCUCUAUUGAUUACAACGAGAUCCGCAUGCUACUCAACGAAGCCUCGUCAUCGCCAUCCAAGAUCCCCAUCUUCACCGAGCGCAUCCUCGGCAAGUUCAAACCCGUGCUGCACGAAUGGUUCGUCGAAACCUUUCCCGAACCAGAAGCAUGGUUUGCCGCACGCCUGCGCUACACUCGAUCCUGCGCAGUGAUGAGCAUCGUAGGCCACGUCCUGGGUCUGGGUGAUCGUCACGGCGAAAACGUGCUCCUGGAACAAGGCGACGGUGGUACCUUCCACGUAGACUUCAACUGUCUCUUCGACAAAGGUCUUACAUUCGAGAAACCCGAACUCGUUCCCUUCCGCCUGACGCACAACAUGGUGGAUGCCAUGGGCCCGCAAGGCGUCGAAGGCCCGUUUCGCAAAGCAGCAGAGCUCACGUAUAAGCUUCUUCGCCAGCAUGAAGAUACGCUCAUCACGAUAUUGGAGACGUUUGUGCACGAUCCUACGGCCGACUUUCUGGGUGGGAAGCGCAGGAAGAAGAUUGCGGGUGUGCCGGAUACGCCGCAGGAAGUUUUGGACAUUACGAGGACAAAAGUGAAUGGGUAUUUGAAGGGUGAGAGUGUACCGCUGAGCGUGGAGGGCUAUGUCGAGGCGCUUAUUGCCAUGGCGAGGGAUCCACAGAACCUGGCGGCCAUGUACAUUGGAUGGUGUGCCUUCUUUUAA